UGUUGGUGACAUAACCCUCACUAUAUAUAUCAUAAAGGACCCCCAUAUUCAACAAUAGCAAUUACCGGCAACUAAAGUGAUUCCGACUAAUAACAUUUAAUUUCACUUAGUUUUUUUAUUUAACUUGUGAACAAUUUUAAUCUAUUAUAAAAAUGAGCGGUACUCAAAUUCCUGAAGUUUUAUGGGCUCAAAGAUCUCAUCCAGAGAACCCUGAAAAGAAUGUUGUUUAUUUAACUGUUGUAAUUCCUGAUGCAGUUGAGCCCAAGAUUAAUUUGACAUCCGAGAAGUUAGUCAUUGACAGCAAAUCUGGAGCUGCUGCUCACUAUGCCGUCCAGAUUGACUUUUUUAAGGAAAUUGACACAGAAAAGAGCAAAUACUCUCUUACCGGCCGUAACAUCUUCUUCGUUCUUUUCAAGAAAGAGCUUCAAGAAGAAUUCUGGCCUCGUUUGACCAAAGAAAAGCUUCGCCUUCACUGGCUCCGUACUGAUUUUGAACGCUGGGUCGACGAAGAUGAACAAGAGGCUCAACCUGAGGCUGCUGCCAAUCCCUUUGGCGCCGGCGGCAUGCCUGACUUGAGUGCCUUAGGUGGCAUGGGUGGUAUGGAAGGCAUGGAUUUCAGCCAACUCGGUAACAUGGGUGCUAAUAUGGGCGGACAAGAUGAUGAGGAAGAAAGCAGUGAGCCCGAGUUAGAAGAAGCCGAUGAGGAAGAGAAGAAGGAGUAAAUUUAAAACAUUCUUAACCUAAUAUACUGCGAUGGAAGCAUACAAGUAAAAGUUUUUUGACCUUUUUAGUUAUUUACUUAGGCAUAUUUUCUUUCUUUUUCUUUUUAAUGUUAUCUUCUCCUCUUUGCCUAAUUAAACUUUAUGUGUGAUUUGUUUGCUUCAUAGUUGAUGGAUGCCGUAUAACGUUACGAUUUUAAAGUAUAGAAGAAGUACACAAAUGAAUUCUUUUAUGAUUUUGAUGAGCCUAUGUCUUAUAGGUCAUCAUGGUUUCCGAUAUAAUACUAUGUGGAUGUGUGUCGUAGUCUUUGUAGUGGAUGUGUAUAGAU
Schizosaccharomyces octosporus yFS286 is the source of this 1048-nucleotide messenger RNA. RefSeq names its product p23 Wos2. The record is from RefSeq and is a predicted model, not a curated record. The transcript has 2 exons. The coding region runs from base 153 to 722 and encodes 189 amino acids. Gene Ontology annotation, molecular function: Hsp90 protein binding; protein-folding chaperone binding. Gene Ontology annotation, cellular component: nucleus; cytosol. Gene Ontology annotation, biological process: chaperone-mediated protein complex assembly; protein folding. Lineage: Eukaryota; Fungi; Ascomycota; Schizosaccharomycetes; Schizosaccharomycetales; Schizosaccharomycetaceae.